Didymodactylos carnosus is the source of this 438-nucleotide messenger RNA. The record is from the annotation of a GenBank genome assembly. Lineage: Eukaryota; Metazoa; Rotifera; Eurotatoria; Philodinida; Philodinidae.
AUGGAUAGUAAAGUCAUAAAAUUGGAACAAAGAAUAGAAGACAAAGAAAAUUCUGCUGCCCUAUCAGACGAAAGUGAUGAAGAAAGAGAUGAAGCCGACGAAAAACAAAAUGAUGGCUGUGAAGAAGAUAAAAAAGAAGCGAAUAGUAGCGGUGAAGCAGAUAAUACGUAUGGUAGUAAUAACGAUCAUACAAAUAAAUAUAUUGUUCAUAAAGAAAAAUGUAUCAAUCAUGUUAAAAAAAGAAUUUUAACACAUCUGUUAAAAUCGAAAAAGCAAUGGCAAGGAUAUGACGAAGUAUCUACUCCAACAAGAUCAACAUUACCAACAUUGAAAAAAAUAAAUGCAGCAAAACAAGAUUAUGUAGCAGCAGCCACAAAGAGUAACACAUUAGAACGUUUACUAGUGAAAAGUCGGAGGUCGUGUACGUAUGACAACUAA